GAUGAUGAUGAUGAAUCGGAUGAUGAUGAUGAUGAUGAUGAUUAUGAUGAUGAUGAUGCUGGUGAGGUGCGACGUCCAGACGAGAAACAAAACAUUACUGCUCAUUGUGAGCUUCACGUCUUCUCCUAUGUUAAUCAAGCCCAUACCUAUUCUUAGCCCACUCCGGCUCAAAUCAAAUCCUAAUUAA
Messenger RNA from Echinostoma caproni, 187 nucleotides. The record is from the annotation of a GenBank genome assembly. Lineage: Eukaryota; Metazoa; Platyhelminthes; Trematoda; Plagiorchiida; Echinostomatidae.